Messenger RNA from Ooceraea biroi (clonal raider ant), 10091 nucleotides. RefSeq lists its product as uncharacterized. The record is from RefSeq and is a predicted model, not a curated record. Lineage: Eukaryota; Metazoa; Arthropoda; Insecta; Hymenoptera; Formicidae.
CACACACACACACACACAAGUGCAGUUUUAAAUAUCUGAAGUACUCGUAUUUUUUUUCGGAGCACUUUCGUAAAUGUAAAUCUCCUCGUCACUCUACUACGGUAAAUAUUAUGGUACAUUUAUUGCAACGAGGGGAUUAUAUUUCGAAAAAUAUACAAUCGUACUGUCCAAAUAAAGCAUUAUAUAGGUUUCAUGCGGAAGAGCGAAUGUAGAUUUUGCAAUUAAUGCAAUAUUAUUGCCAUAUUAUAAUACGUUGUGAUGUGAAAGAAGAUAAUCACACGUACGUACACGCACACGCGCUUUGUAUUUCAAUAUUAAUCUAGAUUAUUUCACCGAAUUACCGAAAUAAAGCACAAUUAUUGUUAAUUAAUUUUGAAUUAACUAAUAUUUAAAACUUAUUUCGUUAGAUUAUUUAUGAUUUAAGUUAAUUAAUUAUUUAUGUUUUAAGUUUGGAUACAUAAAGACUGCGUGAAAGAAGCAUACAUUUCGUCCUGACGAUAUUUGAUAUUCUGGAAGUAAAGGUCUGAAUGACCUACUUAGGAAAUACAGUUUCACAAACAUUGCGCGGCAUGAAUACCCAGGUCCGAUGCCAAGGCAAUAAAAUAUAUAAUGGAAAUCGCAUAAGUUGCUCUCGUGUGACGAGUUAAAAUGAUUGAUUAAAUGUGAUCUGAAUACAAAGUCAGUUAUUAUUUAUAACUCUGGAAUGCAACAAGCUCGCGCUUUUCAAUUGCAUAUUCUAUGCUUCCUCCAUUUCCUUUUUUUGUCUUUUAAAUAAUAAAAAAUCCCAGGAUGCAAAGAUUUUUAGCCAGAAAAUGAGGACAUAAACGUUGCGAAAAAAACGUUAAAUACAACACGGCGCGCUAACAAUUUGAGCGCCGCUAGCCGAAAAUCCGCAACUGCACGUACCUCGUGCGCAUCCCUCCGUGGCAGGACACGCGGAAUUAAAUCACAGCUUAAGCGUCGAAUGAACGAACAAAGCACGAGGCUUUAUGUGAGCGGAAUGGAGCACGGGGAGUGGACACGCGCGCGGGGAUCGGUCGGUGGACGCUCGUUUUUAUAUCGGGAAACGAUAUAUAAAACCGGAUGUCUCGAUUACAGCGUGGUGUUCUAGCAUUGGCACUCCUAUUACACCGUCGGAUACAUACAACGACGACGUGCCUCCCGAGAGAAGAGCAAUAUUCUGUUAAAUCGAUAACGAAUGAUGACAGAACCACGUGCCACGGCAUGCGACUCGCGCCAAGUCACCUCUUCCCUUGUCCUCCCUCUUUCGCCCCUCGGCAUCCUAUUUUAGUAUUCGACAUUCGCGUCGGCGGAUGUUUAAGGAGUUCGCCCCGCAUCGGGAUAUUGCUAUUGUCGUGAUCGUGCAGCCGCACUACUUCGUUCUUCUUUUCCCCGUCAGGCCGGGGCCACGGUACGUAAAUGGCGCAGGAAAUUCCUGAGACGGCGUACGAGCCGGAAGUCGAGGAGGACGCGAGGAGGAAGCGCGAGCGCCGGGUCGUUCAGGAGGGUACGGCGUUAUGGAGGCGACGGAAGGAGGAGCUGCAACGUCAAAAGCACCGCGAACAACGUGAAUUGCAGGAGAUCCUGGCCAGCUACUCGCCGUGGGGUAAACCAGGUGGCGGCGCGCCCUGUGCGGCCACCCUAAGGAAGAAGAACGUGCCCCUGGAGCCACUCCAGCCGCCUAGGUGUCACAGUUUCGGUCAGCUGGUGGAUCCUACGCCAUGGGGGCGUCCUGGUCCUGGCGGUGCUCCUUGGAGGGAUCCGAAGUUGCUGGGUGUGCGCUUCCUCGAAUCCAUGGGCUGGACGAGUAACUCGAUGAUCGACAGAUUGCACAAGAGGAACGCCAAUCCUCUCGCCGUCGCGGACAUGAAUAAAUUCUACGAUGACAAAGCGGUGCCAGGUAUCACUUCAGACGUGCAGCCACUGCAGGACCCGAGGAAUCCCUACAAGGAGGAGAUUCAGGUGUACGAACUGACGGGCGGUGUCGAAUUGGUGCCUUUGUUAACCAGCAGGCGCUAUCGGUCGCAUCCGCAGACCACGCGCUACGUUGUCACAGACGCCACUCGUCCGGGAUACAUGAUAGAAUCGUUUCCUGCGUUCAAUAUUGGCAAUCGGGAGUACAUUGCGGAUCUCGCCGAGCAGAUACGACGUAAACGGAACAGGGAUCUGGAGGAACGGCGAAUCGAACAGGAGAGUUGUCGCAGGCACUUCGAUACUUGGAGAAGGCUAUGGGGUAGACCGGGCCACGGUGCCCCCAUAGAUCACGCGCAACGGAACAAUCUCUACAACAUCCUCCAUCGUUCGGCUAUCUAUUGAAUUUUCCCGUGAAGUGUUUCGCCUCCGAGCAAAGCGUAGGGAACUCUGUCUCGGUAAUGCCCCCCAUUUUAUUAUACAAAACGAAGGGGAUGACCAUUAGAUUACCGGUGCCGCAACGUGAAGUUGGUAAUAUCAUUUCCACGAAAAUUAGUGGUUUCUUGGCUGGUAUAGAAAUAAUAAUUAUAAAUAAUAAUAUAAGUAAUAAUAUAUAAAUAAGAAGCGCUCUCUCUCUCUCUCCUGAUGUAAUCGUGACGUGCAUUAAAACGUUUAUUAAAUCGAAAAUAUUUUCCGCGUUAACGUUAUGCUACGCAAUUAUCAAAAUCAAAAGUCGUGCAUGAAAAGUGUGCCGAUAAAUUAUUAUGUGAGAGGAGAGAUGGAAGAGAAGUAGGACAGAAAUGUAUUAGCGUGCGCGUCCUUUGUUUCUUAUGAGCGCGACUUGACGUGAAAAAGCGAAGAGUAUAUCGAAUAACCUAUUAAAUUUCAUGAAAGCCUUGCAAGAGAGUGAAGGGCAGCUUGAUAAACCAGGACCAUGAGUGACGCCGCGAUUGACCAGACCUCAAAGGAGCAAUCUCGUGAGAAUCUAGUUGCUCCAUACGGGUCGAUAGGUUUUAAAUUUCAUGAACGCCAAGGAACGGUCAUUUAAAUAUAUGUAGGUAUAGGUGCAUGUAAAGUACGGCGCCGUGAAAAGAAAUGCUUCUCAUCAGUUAUCGUGUCAAUGGAAUCUAGAUGCAACGUUGCCUCGUUUCUCUUAGCUCUAUUUACGGAGAGCUCGCGUAUCAUUCAGACCUUUUAACGAAAGGAGUAGUAUAAAUGAAAAUGACAGGUUGACAAUUCCGAAUAAUGUAGCUAAGUAAACCAACAUGUCUUAAUUAAUUAUUUAUGCAGAAGCGCUUAUUUCUGCUGCGGAAUCGUCAGCGAAUAUGGGCGAUUCAUAGAUUAUAAAAUAACGUGCACUCGUGCAGUCUAAUCUCGUAAGAAUCAAUGAUAAAAUUGCACAUGUUCGAUCGCGUGUAAAGCCCGUUUUAGACUAUGCAUUAUAUUGCGCUAGAUUUGAUGCAAUUUCUUGAGCAAUUUUUUGCUGUAAGAAUUGCUUGCCGUUGAAUUGUAUUGUGUUUUAUACUGUGCAUUUUAUUUGACACAAGAUUUGCGUAAUAUGCACUUGUAUACGCAAUAUGUACAAACUGAAAACAUGGAGAAACGUAUCAGUAGGAAUAGCGUGCUUAUUAAUAGAAACAUAUAUGUAUAACAAAACGAAUAAUACAGAGGCGAUUAUCAUAACCUUGCACUAAUUAUAAAUAAAUAAGUAACAAAAGUUUGUUCUUUUUCGAGGUCCUUUCUGCACUAGUACAGUCAGCUAAAACGAACAGAUGUAUAUACUUCUUGUAUUAGUGCAGACAGUUCAUUCUAAAAAGAACAGAUCUCGAGACGUACAAACCAUGGCGCAUGCCAGCAGACAAACAAUUGUUCAGGAAUAAAGCACGUUUUCGAUAUCUUGCGCAAUUUACGAAACACAUGCAAUUUGUUUGCAAUUUGUGUAUGAUAUUCUGCAAUGUUUCUUUAAAAAUUGCGUCAAAUCCUGCGCAAUAUAUUGCAUCGUCUAAAUCGGGCUUAAGAGCGCGAUUAUCUGAACUUUUUCAUAGCAAAUUUAAUUUCCCAUUAGCAACAGGAUUAGCAAUCGUGGUUUCGGUUGAAUGCAACCUAUGCUUAUCAAGUUUAGACGCGAAUAGCAUGACCUGAUUCACCGUCGGAGCCGUUUAAACGUAGCUAAAAUCAUAAAUCAUCGCGAGCCGCGUGACACGUUCGCGCUCGCGCUCAGUUCUAUCAACCGAUUUACGUGAUACGUUAAUUGGACAUUAAGUGCUUGGUAACCGGGUACGAACCCGGAAGAGUAACGGCAACGCUUUUAAUGGAUGUGGGUUAUUUAAUUUGCGCGGCUGUUGGCGGUGCGGCUCGGCGCAGCAGCGCGGUUUGCACGCGGAAAGGCGCACCUUCAUCCUGUUUCCGUCUAGAGAGCACAGUCCCAGCCCUCCUCCAUCCUUCCACGUCUCUCCUUCUCUCUCCAACCCCCGGCAACCCCUUGGCGGCCCCUUUUACCACUCGGCUACCUCGCUCGUACGCGCGCGGAGGGAAGCGACCCACGAAAUCUUCUGCCCUUGUCGUGCGCUCUCUCAUGAGCACUCGUGAGCGUUCCGCCUCACCCUCUGACGCAUCCUCCGACCGCCCUCCACCCUCUCUAGCCGGUAUCCAUCCCCUUUUCGCCGGCUACCAGCGCUAACAACCAGCGCGCUUUUGCUAUUGUCCAACUAUUGUGCCGCCGUUACCGCGGUGUGUCGGUCCGUUUGUAUAAGGGUGAUUCAUUCUCUGGGAAAUAUCAGUUCCUGCGCCCCCCGCAUGAAUUUCGGCUCGCGCGAGUGCGCGUAAAACCGUGCGCGCGCUCGGGGUCGCGCCACCCUGUCCGUCUCGUGCUCAUCCUUACGCUUGCCUGCAUUGCCCCCGGUCUUGGCCGUUGUCGCGUUGUCGCCGGGCGCGAAUUAAGCCUUUCGCGGACCCAUCUCCUCCCAGGCAAACGCACAAAUGCAUAUUCCUCCUCCCGGAGACGCUAUUUCACUUGGCAAGCAGAGCUUUAUUUCGGAAGGAGGAGGACAGGACGGGGAGGCGACGUGUCCCCGGGAGGGUAGUUUCAUGAAUUAAAUUCGCGGUCGCUGGUACUUUGGUACUUUGUUAUUGUCUCCCACCGCGCGCACGCCCGUAAUUCUCCGACUCCUCGGAGACGGACGAGCGUUGAUCGCGUUUUCUACUCGGCAACAGCUCGCGGAGACGCACGCGUGAAGAACGCGCGUUUUCACGCGGAAUAAAGCGCGAACGAUCGGCGAGAUGAAACACCCGUUCGACGCGAGAAUUCUUCCCUUACGUUUAACGUGCAGAUAUAAAUAAGCUCGCGGGUGCCGCUCAUAAAUGCGCCCUUCCAAACCCAGGAAACCCAGUGUUCGCCUACUGCAACCCGGCGAUAAAAGCGGUCCGUCUCUCCCGCACUCCCUUUCCUUCCCCGAUUUUCUCUACCCUGCUCCUGUUUGUCUGCGUCUCGUUCGCCCACACCGACGCUCGCCGGCGGCGUGCAUUGUUACGAAAUUGGGUCAUCCGCUUACUGCAAUGAGAUACGCGGCUCGUCCCGGUGUCGCGCGCGCGCCAUGAAAAUUGGUCGCACAUCCGGUUCCUCUGUCUCUCUCUCCUUUCCCGUCGUCAAAAGAAGGUCGGCCGAGUUACGGGAAAAUAACGAGACUAGUAAUCCUGCGAACGUGCUGAAGAAAGUUUCCGCUUUAAAUGUGUCCUCCUCGCUGGAGGAUACCGGAACGACAAAUGACAAAUGGUCGGCGCUGUGAUUUAGAAACAUCAAGCAAAGCGUAUUCUUAACGUGCUCGCUCGAUGAACAGAGCAAGCGCUCGUAUUUUCAAGAGUAUUUUUGGAACUGUAGAUUGUCUGGAGUAAAAGUGGAAUUUGCAAUGACGCGAGUUCGAUCUCAUAUUCUCUUCUACAUUAAGGAAUACUUUGUGUAAUUGCCGUUCGCGCCGUGCCGCGUGUUACAAGCAUCGCAGAUCGGUCGCAGUUGCUGCUUUAUUGCAAUUAGUGAAAUACGCUAAAUUGCAAUCGAAUCGAAUAGCAGUCAUGAAUUAUUUAUUGCAAUCAGGACAUCACAGCCGCUGAACAGAAAGUAUCGUUCGCAGCCUAACAUGCAUUAAAAUAAUCGAUUAUUAUAUUUUAUAUGUAUGUAACAAAAAGUAACAACAUCAAAAUUAAUAUUAAUUAUAUUAGUUAUAUUAAUAUAAAAAUAUUAAUACAGAAGAUUUUUUUGGUCUUUGCUUGAUGUUGAGAUUUGCUGCAGUACCUAGAAUACGCAAUCAUUCAUGCUUGUGUCUACGUCGUUUUUGUACGCAGGUCUAAUUAGACUAAAUUACACUGGAUCGAGAAGCAACAAUAAAGGACAGGACGAAUGUUUCUUUCGUUAGCAGACUAUGUUUCACAAAAGCGAUUUGCGUGCGCGACAGCACAUCGAGCACAUUUGUACGAACGUUUUUCAAUGGAAAAAUGUCACACGGACGAAUGAUUAACGAGCCAACUCUAAUAAGCACUUUAGCUGUACUUAAUUAGAAAUCGCGUAAUUUAUUCGGCAAACGUGCGGAAUGUGAGUCGAGGCUGUCCCUUCGUCAUCGUGCACUCCUUUUGUACGAUUCGUACGUAUACGCGCACACACGCUCUGCACUUUAACGUGCUAAUUUCUGCUGGCAGCUCCUUUCGCGAACUCAAUUUUCACGAGCAGCUGCAUUACCUUCCAUUUAUUCCUCGCCUCGGAAAAAGUCAUGUUAUAUUUAAAAGAAAAAAAAUAACGAGAACAAUUUGAAUAUGCUUAUGAAGUGAUUCACGUUGCGUGAUUCAAACGAUGAUUUAAAAUCUCAUGAAGACGGGUGCAUGACUCGGUAAAUGUUUAAUUACUGUAAUUCAGUGCCAUCAUUCUCAACGAUACGAAGCGGCGAGUGAAAUAACGAAAGGCCAGUUUGCAUGCAGCGGUCCGGGAUAAAUCUGAUGCACUCCGACUGAUAGAUCUCGUCUUAAACGAGAUAAAUAGGAUCAUUUUUCACGAUUCCCACGAUCAUGGUAAAAGCCCGUGGACUAAGAUUAAUUCGAUGAAGCGGCGCGAGUGCGGAGCGUCAGGAUUCUCGCUGCGCUGCGCCGCGAUGAAUCCAUUGUGUACACUUUACUUAUGUCGGAGCCGCCUCACUUCGCCGCGAUUCAGUGAGUAAUUCCUGUAAAAGCUGCUGUAGUGACUUUACUCGAUAAAGUGGCCCCCAGCAGCAGCAGGCCCGCGCUAUUUCCCGUGCUCGGAUACGACAACCCGGGACGAACCGUGAAACGAAACGUGUUUUCGCGCAUAUCGCACGAAAGCAUCAGAUUUUAUUCAAUAAAACAAACUGGAAUGCCGCGGAUGUGCUUAUCUCGACGAGUUCAACGAGCUUUAUUUCAGCGUAAAUUUCCAUUAAGCGCGUUCCCCGCCGUGUAUAAAUAUUAUAUGUGUUUUGCCGUACGUGCAUACGUGUACGUAACAUUUCAACAAAGUAGCAACCGGCAAUAUAUCUCGUUCGUGACAAAUUUCUCAGAGAAAAUUGUUUCUGGCAAAAGCUUUAUGCGAAUGCUUGUCAUGUUUUAGUAAUCCUGUGAUAAUGACAAAUUCAUCAAAUUCGUCGCUUCAAUGCUGUACUCUUACUACUGCGCGCAGUGGAAUGGGUAUCGUGUGGUAAACAGACGGCGUUUAAUUAAUGAUAUAAUUAUCGUUUUAUUAAAUAUUUAUUGCUAGUUAUAAUAUAUAUUUUAUUAUAUUAUUUCUGCGUACAAGUAUAAAACAUAGAAGAGACUGGCCGCUUCAAUGAACAAAUUUGUUAUGAAACAAUACAUGUUGAUUAAUUUUCUCGCGUAUAUUACAGAUUUUUAUUACAAAUAAUUUUGCAUAUGAUAGGUAUGUUAUUAGAAAUAGUGUUGUGGAAUUAUAAAAAUUGUACGCGCGCCAGAUCACUGUACAAUAAUGCCACAAUAUAACAAGCGAGAUUUGAGAACAAAGUGACUCGCACACGUAAUUAAUGCACGUUAUGUUAACGUAUUCCCGAGGAUGUUUAUGUAUUGCGACGAACGAAAAUAAAUCGAUUUUCUCAUGCCAUCCAUUUCCUUGUCGAAGUCCUACGAGAUCACUUCGGCCGGCCCAGUAACUCUGCCAAAGUCGAUAAUUUAUCUCGCAACUUUGUCGCUGGUGACCCAUUUUUCGACGAGCUUGCAAAUCGGAAAGCGUGUUGCGGUUCGCAUUCUCGCAUGAUCGCGUACUUAUCUUGUAUACACGUAUUAAUUAUGUAAAACAUCGAUAUCACGUUAUUUUUUAAAUCUGUAAAUGUUCCAAUUGGAAUACGAUAUUGCGUUGUACGUUUACAACAUCGUUGAAGCUUUGUUCGCUCGUUUGAACUUUCUUGCUUCACAAAAGAUUUCUUGAAGCGCAAAAGAUCUCCAUAAUUAGAACACGCUAGGAAUUUUUGCUGAGAGAAGAGCUCUGAAUUUUUCUUAAUUAAUGCACGCUUCGAGAUUUAACGAAAGAAAAUGCAGAGAUGGGAUUACGUAUGUAAAUGUGCACAUUCGCAACACAUUCGCGUUAAUAAAACGGAUAUUACAAUGCCAGCGCACUUUGCGAGUGUAUCGAUAUUGACGCGUGCAACGCGCGUCAUGACAACGUAUUACGUUAUAAUUAUGAGGUACGAGAGUUUGAUAUUGAUAUUAUAUUAAAUAUACGAUAAUAUUGAUAUUGAACUCUGCGCGUGUAUUGCGUAUUUAUUGUGAAACAAACGUCGCUGUUAAUGCAAAUUCUUGCUACAAUAUUAUAAUAAUUACCAAUAGCGAAGGCGCACGCGGUAACUUUUCCUAUCUAUAUUCAGAUUUAUAUUUUUACACAGUUAUAUUGUAUGUAUCUAUAUUUUAAACAUACUUCCUUCGCAAGAUUCAUGUUGCGGGCGUCGUCGCAAGUUCUCUCUUCCCUUUUCAGAGAAUAAAGACGUGAGAAGAGUCACGUAGCGUCUUGAUGCAGACGAUUCUCGCGGAUUAUAAAGUUUAUGACACCGCGAUCAUGCGAUAUAAUAUUAAAAUGCAGGGUUGUAAACUGAAUCGAACCGUAAAUUAAACCGUAACCGUAUUUUUAAUAAAAUGUAUAAGCAUUUGGGUUCCUGAAAAAGUAAAUAGCAGACAAUAAAUCUCGAUUUGACUCUUAGGUUGAAGCAGACACGAGCGUCGCAGGUCAUGCGCGAACGAUUGGUCCAAAAGGGAACAUGGGGUAAGACUGGAGCACGCCAGCCGAUAACGUAAUGCCUUGAUAGAAGCGUUCUCGCUGGCGCGAGAAAUAAUAUUUGUUCAUCGUUUCAUCGCGAUGUACGUGACGCGAAGGAAGCAAAUAUAUAUAUAUAUACACAUACAUACACAUAUGUACAUAUACGUCUUGAGGAGAGUGGGACCGUUUCUCGUCACUGCGACCAGCGAAAUCUGAAUUUCAUCGUCGAAAAGUGAAGCGUACGUCAAAUGGUGAGGAUUUGUUUAUUUAACAUUACAUUUGGCAAAUCUGAGAAGAGCGUAAACUUUUCAAGUCAUAUUAUACGUGCAAGGUUUGAUAGAAUGUAGCAAAAAAUGCCAAUGCCUGACGAGACGUUGAAACUACACUAACAAAAAUUUUACUCUGAAAAUCGGUGGUCAUUUUUAACCUUUGAUAUAUGCUGUAAAAGAGUUACAGAAUGAUUUGUAAUUUUAUUUCAAAACGUUCAAAUUAUCAUUCCAAUGGAAUCAAGUUUCCGUUAAAUAGUUUUUCAGUUUACUGUCUGAUGUUAAAAGUACAUGAUUUAUUAUGGACUUAACUUGUGAAUUACUGUAACAUCUUCUGUUUUUGUUUAGUGACACCUGAUCUUCUAAUGUGGAUUCUAUACGGCCAAAACUACAAUGCAAGCACCGCAUGCGCAUGUUAGGAUGAUGAAAUUCUUUAUACAAGCAUACUCCAUAUUUUACUGAAAUACUAUCAUAUCACGAUACUGAGAGUAAAAUCCAACGCUAGACUGUAAAUUUACUGUAUAGGAGUGAAAUUUAAGCACAUAUAUGUAAUGUUAUGGGUGAAUUUUUCAAUACCGGAAACUAAUUUACAACUAAUGUGUAAAAAUACCAGAUUCACUUCAUUUUUCAUAAAAUUCCUGUAUUUUCAAUUAAACCAA